Tripterygium wilfordii is the source of this 1970-nucleotide messenger RNA. RefSeq lists its product as uncharacterized. The record is from RefSeq and is a predicted model, not a curated record. Bases 113 to 1723 code for a protein of 536 amino acids. NCBI's taxonomy places the organism in Eukaryota, Viridiplantae, Streptophyta, Magnoliopsida, Celastrales, Celastraceae. The transcript has 5 exons.
CUAACAUGCCGCGACGCUUAAACCCUAAAGAGAGGCAAAAUUAGGGUUUUGUGCAUUUACAAGCCUUCUCUGACUGUUUGUCUACCAAGUUCUUCGAUUUUGAGGAGUUGAUAUGGCUCUUGCGCGUAUCGAACGCAUGAAGCUAGCAAACCCCGAUAUACUCAUCGGAGAGAAUUACGACACUGCGCUACAACUAUUAAUCCGAGAACUCCUGGACGAAAUUCAGAGUAAUGCCUCUGAUUUUUCUGGUUUUAUCGACAGAUUCUACGAAUUAAUUCAAGCGAGGAUCGACCCACCUCUCGAAUCGAUCUGGGUAUACUCUGCUUUAACCUUUCGUAGUCGCAAAAUCUCAGAUGAGGAUCUUUCGUCGCGAGUUUUGGCCGCAAAGGACCUAUUUCAAUUUAUAUCGUCAUGUUCCUCGUCCUGUAGUUCAGCAAAGAGCAUUGCAUUGCUUGCUCCGGUCGUCUUGGAGACUUAUAAGUUAGUGGUUGAGUUGUUGGGAAGAGAGUUGGGUUCCAAGAGAGAGAAGAAGGCAAAGAGAGUAGUCAAAUCUUUGAUAGAUGGGAUUCUUGGGAAUAUAAGUAUUUGCUGUGGUGGGGAUUUGAGUGAGGACAAUGAUUCGGAUUUGAUUGUUGGGUUUGCGGAUUUGGUUCGCCUUUGGAUAGAUUCGAAAAAUUUAGUGUCUUUUUUCCCACUAGUUAGCAGUGAUAUUAUACGCAGAGAAGUUGGUAUGGAGGGGUGUGAUACGGAUUGUUUGGCUAUCAUGGUUAUGGUGCAAGCAUUUCUGUUGAAACUGUGCUUAAAUUUGCGGCUAGGGUUUGAAGGGUUAGAGUCGGAGAAUGAGCUGAGAAACUGGGUUGUUACUUCUAUAAAUGGCUUUAAGCGCAUUUCCUUCUUUGAGAACCUUGUAAGAAUGCUGCUGGAGGCAACAUUCCCUGCUACGAGCCUGGUGAGUUCUGAAAUUGGAGUUUUGUUGAGGAGAAUACUGUAUGAUGCAGUUAUAAUGGUCGAUUACUCUUUCCUUAAACCUGAGAGAUCAGUUCAGCUACCAGCUGAGCAUGUCAAAAGUCUAUCUCUGUCAAGAUUGAUUAUUACCCAUGAAGCCAUUGAAUUUUUCAGAAAUAAUGGGGAUCUGAGGAGAGCUAUCUCCUAUACAGGUGCCUUCUCAAGUUCCCAAUUACCUUCCCAAAUAAUCAAAUUGGUCACAGGCCAGGUUGGCAUGCAGGAAGAAGCAAGUAGAUUAGAUGGAUCAUCUCCGAAAGGCCUUUUAAAGUGGUUAAUAAACCUUGAGGAUCAAGGGGUAAGGGUAUUUGAUGAUGUCUUAAAACACCAUGCCUAUUCAGUUGUGAAUAAUGCCGAAUCAGAAGAUACUGUACCGUCAUCUGAGGUGGAUAAGAAGAAAGUGAACGAGGAACUCCUCUUCUAUAUUGAUAAGGGGGAAGAGAAAGAUGGAGAUGAAGAUGAAGGAGACAAGGAGACCAAUGAAUCCAUGAGUGCUGCAUUUAUCGCUGCUACUCAUACGAUGAAGUUAAGAGCAGACAGGAGUAGCAAAAGGAAAGAUGGGGGAAGUUCUAAAACGAAGAAAAAUAAGAAGAUCAAAUAUCAACCUCAUGAUAUUCAUGAUGGUCCGGAUUCAAUGAGACCAGGGUUAUUGUCAGCAGGUGAUGAUGAUUCAAAUAGUGAAAGUGAAGUUGAGAAUCCACUUUCUGAUGACAAUGCAUAAGAAACGUUCUCUGGUUCUUUGAAGUUACAAUGACGAUGACUGUGCCAUUUUAACUACUAGCUUUGCUCUCCCUUUUGUUAGAAAGAGUGAAGUUAUUUUGGCACUUGAUAGCUGAUACCCACAUCAAACGAUUAUUAUCUUAUGCUAAAAUGAUUGUAAUAGUUCUGCAUUCAUGUGAUUGUAAUGUAAUUGGUUCUGAUACAAUUUAUGGCGAACUGCCGGACGAAGUUAGUUCAAUUUUGAUGGA